GUGGCAUGUAACACAAUCCCAUCAGUCGCAGCAUUUGCUUAUUCUGCAGGGUUUGUGCAGUGGUUUUGCACUGGGGUUUGGAUCCAGAGGGAUUUGGGGUUGGCUUACAUUCCCUUCCAGCGUCAGCGUCACUGUACAGGAGGAGGAUAAGACAGAGAAACUCCAAAAGUUGCUGAGCAGCAGCUGCAGAAAGGAACUCACCAGAUUCCUGGCACAGCAAUUCCACACACACAGCCCCAGAGGUGCAAGCGCUGGAUACAUUUGGACAGUGAAAAUGACAGCAAUGAAAAUUGUUUGGGAGCUACCGGUUGUUUCAAUUUAUGAAGUCGCAAUUACCUUUAUUGUAUUUGUAGUUACCCUUACCAUCAUCAGAGGUAGAAGGAAUGCUGUAAAUGUUGCUGUUUCUCUUCCAGGCCCUCGAUCAUGGCCUAUUGUUGGAAAUUUGUUACAGUUAGGAGAAUACCCUUACUUAACACUCACAAAAAUGCGUGAAGAAUAUGGCGAUGUGCUUUGCAUAAAACUAGGCAUGGUCCCAGUGGUGGUAGUAAGUGGUAUGGAGACGAUUAAACAAGCACUGAUCAAACAAGGAAACAGCUUUGCUGGUAGACCAGAUUUCUACACCUUUUCAUUGAUAGGCAAUGGGAAAACAAUGACAUUUAGUGAAAAAUACGGGGAGAGUUGGAAACUACAUAAGAAGAUUGCUAAGAAUGCUUUGAGGGCUUUUUCAUUAACAGAGGCCCAAAGCUCAACAUGCUCCUGUCUUCUCGAAGAACAUGUGUGUGCUGAGGCUACAGAAUUAGUCAAAGUGUUGUUGAACAAAGCUGAAAAGGAAGGCGCUUUUGAUCCUGUUGAACCUAUAACUAGCACUGUAGCAAAUGUCAUCUGUGCUCUUUGUUUUGGCAAGCGGUACGAACACAAUGAUAAAGAAUUUCUCAAUAUUGUCCACACCAAUCAUGAGGUUAUGAGAACAUUUGCUUCUGGAAAUGUUGCAGACGUGUUCCCAUUUUUCCGUUACCUGCCAAGCCCGUCUCUUAAAUCCAUGAUCAAGUUUGUUAACAGGUUGAACAAUUUUAUGAUUAAAUCAAUACAGGAACAUUACACCACAUUUGAUAAGAAUUGUGUGCGAGAUAUCACUGAUACUCUCAUUGCACUGUGUCAAAAUAGAAAGGUGGGGUGGAAUAACGCUGUGUUAACUGAUGAACAAAUUGUUUCCACCGUGACUGACAUAUUUGGAGCAGGCUUUGAUACAAUCAUAACUGGUUUGCAGUGGUGCUUGCUUUACCUUAUACAGUAUCCUGAAUUCCAAACAAGAAUCCAACAAGAAAUAGAUGAAAAAGUUGGACAAAGUAGAUUGCCGAGGUUUGAGGACAGAACAUUGUUGCCUUUCACUGAAGCCUUCAUCAAUGAAGUGUUCAGACACACGACUUAUAUGCCAUUCACAAUUCCUCAUUGCACAACAGCCAGCACAACGCUUAAUGGCUAUUUUAUCCCCAAGGAUACUUGUGUCUUCAUAAACCAAUAUCAGGUUAAUCAUGAUGAGACACUGUGGCAGGAUGCAGGAUCAUUCAUUCCUCAAAGGUUUCUGGAUGAAAGAGGAGGGCUCAAUAAGGAUGUGACUGAGAAAGUCAUGAUGUUUGGGAUGGGUAUGAGGAGAUGUCUUGGUGAGAACAUUGCACGCUUAGAGAUGUUUAUCUUUUUAACUAGUUUGUUGCACCAGCUGAAGAUUGAGAACCUGCCUGACCAGAAACUUGAUCUGACUCCAAAUUAUGGACUCACAAUGAAACCCAAAUCUUACAAGAUUAUUGUGUCUCCACGCAUAUAGUGGGACCUGAUAUAUCACUUUAGCCAUACUUGCAGAUUACUACUUAUACCAAGAUGUGUCACUAAUAAUGCCAUCCAGAUAAUUUAAAACAGGAGUUUGUAUUCCUUUCAUUUAAAACUGUAUAUUUUUUAAAAUAAAACUGGGACAUUCCUCUGAUGCCUUAAUCAGUAAGCACAUCACAGAAAUCAGAAGGUCACUGGUUUGAUUUCCAAUCUAACCAGAAGUUGCAAUUAAACUCUAUCUUUAAACUCGGGAGUCCUGUAGCUCAGUUAGAGCACUAGCCGCGCAAGUUUCCUUACUCCA
Callorhinchus milii (elephant shark) is the source of this 2125-nucleotide messenger RNA. Its product is annotated as cytochrome P450 1A1. Gene Ontology annotation, molecular function: iron ion binding; heme binding; steroid 17-alpha-monooxygenase activity. Bases 275 to 1822 code for a protein of 515 amino acids. Gene Ontology annotation, biological process: progesterone metabolic process; hormone biosynthetic process. Lineage: Eukaryota; Metazoa; Chordata; Chondrichthyes; Chimaeriformes; Callorhinchidae. The transcript has 7 exons. The record is from RefSeq and is a predicted model, not a curated record.